GGGCGACUCCAUGCUUCCUUUAUAGAACCCACACUUUCCCUUCGUUGCUUUAACACCAUUCCGCUCGUUUGUGUCUCACCCCUUACUUUCGUUCCAUCUUAUCAAGUUUUUGUGCUGCGUUGAGCCUCUACGGGAGCCAAAGGUGUUCAUUCCUUCACCAUGAGGGCCACGCAGGCUAACACCGUUCUUGUUUCCUUGGCUUUGGUGUCUUCGGUCUCGGCUUUGGUGACUCCUGAUAUCCUGCCUACCGGAUGGAGCUACUCAGGAUGCUACACCGAUGUUGGUCGGACGAUCAGCUCGGCCCAUACCGCCGACGGAACUAUGACGGCUGAGAAGUGCAUCGCUUUCUGCGACAACAAGGGGUUCGCCUUUGCGGGGACUGAGUGGUAUACUGAAUGCUUCUGCGGUAGCACCCUCGCACCAGCAGCAGCCCAAGUUGCCGACACAAACUGCAAUACUGCCUGCGGCGGAAACACAACGCAAGCAUGCGGCGGCGGAAACCGACUGACGCUAUUCAACAAACCCAGCAACCAGGGACCGCAGCCAAACAACGGCAUUGCGGACUGGCCUCACAUUGGCUGCUACAAGGAGGGAACUACUGGACGGACCCUGACGUACGCCCCUGGCGUCCCAGGCGCCCAAAAUAGUGGCAGGACUUGCACAGCUGCUUGUGAGGCAGCUGGCUAUAUCCUUGCAGGAACAGAAUAUUCCGGAGAAUGCUUCUGUGGAAACACGAUCGCCAACGGUGGCGUCCUGGCCACUGCAAGUGACUGCAACAUGUUGUGUAACGGAAACUCGAGCGAAGUCUGCGGCGGACCGGGCCGUCUAAACGUCUAUGACUACAAGAUGAUGUUCCCCGUCACUCUCAGCAGUAGCAGUGCAGGGGUCUCUUCGACAGCUUCUGCUGUUUCUUCCGCAGUGUCUUCCGCAGUGUCUUCACCCACAGUUGCCAAUCCGGGUGUCUCAAGCACCGUUACUUCGGCUGCAGCAUCUGUCACGCCGACGGCUCCUUCUCAACCGGCCUCAAUUGCCAAUUUUGUCUUCUAUGGUUGCCAGCAAGAGUCCACCGGUGGUCGAGCCCUCGCCUUGUAUACUUACGCCGAUGACACGAUGACGCUCGACACUUGCCAGGCUUUCUGUGCGACUAAAGGGACGAUCUACUUCGGGACAGAGUAUGGACGGGAAUGCUACUGUGGCAACUCAUUAUCAGCUCUCUCUAUGGCCGCCCCUGCGAGUGAUUGCAGUAUGAUCUGUGCUGGUAACCAGUGGCAGUUCUGUGGCAAUGGCAAUCGUCUGUCGGUCUACGCCAGGAACGGAACAGCAGUUCCCAGCAGCUCGAGCACAUCCGCCAACUCACAAACGUCGACAUCGUCUUCCGUCGCUGUCGGCACCGGGUUACCUACUGGCUGGACUAGCCAAGGAUGUUGGCUGGAUGGGCCUAACGGUCGCAUCAUGCCCACCUACCAAAGUCCUGAUAGCCAAACCCUGACCCAGCAGUCGUGCGCCGCGCUAUGCGACAGUAGGGGCUACAGUAUUUCGGGAACCGAGUACUUCACCCAGUGCUUUUGCAGUAAUGCCAUCUAUAACGGAGGUUACAGGGUGACGGAUCAGACAAAGUGCGACACGCCUUGUUCUGGCGAUAAUACGCAAAUGUGUGGUGGUCCUGGCUACAUGAACAUCGUAUCCAGGGGUACGCCGCAAAUUUACCAGCAGCCCACCACUCAGUUGGCCGGUCUCAAUGGCACGUGGACCUAUCAGGGCUGCUACGAGGAUAACCUGAACAAUAAGCGCACUCUCCCCUGGGCUCUGCAUUUCCCUGGUACCAUGACGCCGACUCAGUGUCUAGCCAAAUGCGGUCAGUUCCGCUACGCUGCCGCUGGUCUUGAGUAUGGCGAGGAAUGCUAUUGUGGUGAUCCUCGCGACAUCGCCAUAGCUGGUGCCACCAUGAAAGCCGACACGGAGUGUAAUGUGGUUUGCGCCGGGAACGCCUCAGCCAUCUGUGGAGGUGGCUCGAGGUUGUCUACAUACUUCUGGACCGGCUCGACGCCCCUGUACACUUGGAGCUAUCCUCAGACCCAGGAGCUGGCGGGCACAUACUCCAAUCUGGUUGGCGGAGUUGUCACGCCCCUCAUGACAAUGCAGUCCAUCACUGGCAAGGUCACCUUCUUAGAGAAAUGGGGAACUGGUGCUGAGAACAGCACGGGAGCCUACGAGCUUGAUCUCUCGCAGACAGGCAACUUUGAGAGGGCCUGGAGAACCAUGCAUCUUAGGACGGAUGUCUUCUGCUCCGCCGGUAUAAUUCUCCCCGAUAAGGCUGGUCGACAGCUUACCAUCGGUGGUUGGUCACUCGACUCCACCUACGGUGUCCGUCUGUACUGGCCUGACGGUUCUGACGGUGUUCCGGGGACCAACGAUUGGGAGGAGAACGACAACGUGCUCAAGCUUCAGAAGGGACGCUGGUACCCCUCGGCCAUGAUUAUGACAAACGGCUCAAUCUUGGUUGUCGGCGGCGAAGAAGGCUCUAAUGCUGCGGCAGUUCCUAGUCUCGAGAUCCUGCCUUACACGGGAACGGCACCUCUUUACAUGGAAUGGCUCGAGCGCACCGAUCCCAACAACUUGUACCCCUUCCUCUGCGUUCUCCCCAGCGGCGGUAUCUUUGUCAGCUACUACAAUGAAGCCCGAAUCCUCGACGAGCGCACCUUCGCCACUAUCAAGACCCUCCCCAAUAUGCCCACAGCCGUCAACGAUGACCUGGGUGGCCGUACUUAUCCGCUGGAAGGAACGGCAGUUCUCCUUCCCCAGUAUGCCCCUUAUACCGACCCUCUCGGCGUGCUCAUGUGCGGUGGCUCGACCCUCGGCCACGAAGCCCUCGACAACUGCGCUUUCACCUACCCGGACGCCGCCAACCCGACCUGGACCCUCGAGCGCAUGCCAUCCAAGCGCGUCAUGAGCUGUAUGGCACCCCUGCCCGACGGCACUUAUCUUAUCGCCAAUGGCGCCAAAGAGGGCGUCGCCGGCUUCGGCCUCGCCGACGAUGAAAAUUUGAACGCAGUGCUCUACGACCCUAGCAAGCCGGUACACUCUCGCAUGAGCGUCAUGGCCAACACCACCGUCGCCCGCCUAUACCACAGCGAGGCCAUUACCCUGCUCGACGGCCGGGUUUUGAUUACGGGAUCUGAUCCUCAAGAUGGGAAGCACCCCGAGGAGAUCCGGGUCGAGGUCUUCACUCCACCAUACCUUUACAGCACACUGCCGCGCCCGACUUUCACCAUCACGAACAAGGACUGGGAAUAUGGAGCGAAUGUGCAGUUCACGCUAGGGGCCGCAGCCAGGAAUGGAGGGAUCAAAGUCUCCCUUCUUGGCUCGGUAUCGAGCACUCAUGGUAACUCGAUGGGUGCCCGGACACUCUUCCCGGCUGUCACUUGUACGGGUGCAACUUGUACCGUUACGGCGCCGCCGAGUGUGUAUAUUGCGCCGCCGGGGUGGUAUCAGAUGUUCGUUCUGGAUGGUGAUAUCCCCGCUAUCGGAGUCUACGUCAGAAUUGGCGGUGAUCCCGCCAUGCUGGGCAACUGGCCGCCUUCAAACGACUUCAGAAAGCCGGGCAUAUAGACUAAUGGAUUUUUUUUGUCUGAGCAGGGUUGGAGUUCUACUUUUUUUCUUUUUUUCUUUCAUGUCUAUAAUUCGAAGGCUUCAUGUAUACAUAACAUCUAUUGGCUACUGUCUUCUAUCGGGAAAGGUAAAGGUUGCUGGCAUUUGUUGUGACUAUGCCUAUUGUAAGGAGUUGAUGGGGUUUGGGCGGCUAUCAGGAUAACAAAGUAAGGGACAUAAGAGUUUGAAUCGUGAUUUGGGUCGGGUUGAUAUUGUAAUAACGUCUCGCAUGAGACAAGUCACAGAAGGGUACAGCUGAGGUAAUAUCUCGUAAUGGCAGAGAGCCGAGCAUUUGUGGCAAGUAGAUCGAAUUCAACUGUCUA
Molecule: messenger RNA, 3971 nt
Organism: Pseudomassariella vexata
Lineage: Eukaryota; Fungi; Ascomycota; Sordariomycetes; Amphisphaeriales; Pseudomassariaceae
Exons: 6
Coding region: 160-3609 (1149 amino acids)
Source: RefSeq, a predicted model, not a curated record